CACCAUCAGAUGUUUUGGUGCCUCUCCACAUUUUCUAGAGGCUGACUCGUUGGAUUUGUAGGUUUGAUAAAAUAUGAUGGCAGAUUAAUAUCAUUGUUAUUACUAUUUUUAUUUUAUCUUUUGCUUUUUACUAAUUUGUUUUUAGUCACUAUCAUUACGGUUUGUACUGAUGCUUGUAAAGUGUAGAAAUACCGGGUGUCUGUGCUUCCAAGACAGAGAGAGGAGCAGAUUUUCAGCAAAUGUGAUGCAGCGAGUGUGAUUAUGUGUUAGUGUGAAGGUUUGUGGUCGGAAUUGUAUGUGUUGUUUGGAGAACAGCUGACUGGUCCUCCGGGGCUGCAGCAGCGCUGGAUGCGAGCACAGCUGGACGAGGAUGAUGAUGGGAUUUAACAAAGACAUCGAACACAGUCGACCCUCGGAUCUCCACUGUUCGCCGCCGCCUCCUCCCCGCGCGCUGUGGAUCACUCACGAGCUGCCGUGACAUGCGUGCAGCUUAACCUACUAAACUGAAACGAAAUACCAGCCACCAGCAUCGAAUAGGAAACGCCGUGCAGAGCGGACAUAUAGUCGGAGUCUUCCUCGUCUUCCUCCGCGAGUCCUGUCUUCUGAUCCCAUGGCUGUGCUGCUGGAGCUUCUUCUUUCUGUACUGCUCCUGUCUCCACAUAUUCCAGCUUCUCCCUCCUGUCCUGUGGGCUGCCGCUGCUACAGCCUCACUGUGGAGUGUGGCUCCACUGACCUAAGGAACAUUCCUAAACACAUUGCUCCUUCCACUCAGACUAUCUUCCUCCAGGACAAUGCAAUUAGUCAAAUCCGUCGACAAGACCUCACUUUGUUGAAGCACCUGCACUACUUGUAUCUGCAGAACAACACCAUCUCAGGGGUGGAGUCUGGCUCUUUCCAGGACCAGGGCCAGCUGCUGGAGCUGGCUCUGAAUGGGAAUCGGAUCCAUCUGGUGACAGCUGACAUGUUCCAGGGACUCGAACAUCUCCGUAUUCUGUACCUGUCAGGAAAUGACAUCACACGGCUUCUUGACUACACCUUUCGUGGGUUACAGCGUCUGCAGGAGCUCCAUUUGCAGCAUAACAGCAUAGAAAUGAUAGCAGACCAGGCCUUGGUUGGUUUGAGCUCUCUUGCUCUCCUGGAUCUGAGCAGAAAUAAUCUUCACACCAUUGGUCCUGCAUCACUACGGCCUCUGGUUAGUCUGCAGGUGCUACGCAUUACAGAUAACCCAUGGCGCUGUGACUGCGCUCUCCAUUGGCUCAGGAGCUGGAUUGAUGAGGAAGGUCAGCGGCUGCUCAGCUCUGCAGAGCGUCGUCUGGUCUGCAUUGAGCCACCACGCCUCUCCCACCUCAGCCUGGUGGAAGUCCCACUCAAUAGCCUAGUGUGUAUUCCUCCACUGGUGCAGCUAGAGCCCAGGAGGCUGGCAGUGCGGCUGGGAGAGAGCCUCAGAGUGUCCUGCCAUGCCUCUGGCUACCCUCGGCCACAGGUGACCUGGAGGAAGGCAUCUCAGGGUAAACUGGUGCACUCUCCCAGAGGCCUGGUUCAGGAGUUUGGUGCAGGAGGAGGUGUAGUGGGAGGACCAGAGGAACCCUCAGAGCAAGGCAGAGUCAGCUUACAGAAGACUGCUGGGGAGCGCUUUGACCCUGACACUGGCAGCGGCAUGCUGUUUCUCAGUAAUGUGACGGUUGCACACGCAGGUUUCUAUGAAUGUGAGGCCUGGAACGCAGGAGGUGUGGCGAGAGUUACCUUUCAGCUCGCCAUCAACUCCUCCUCCUCCUCCUCGAUCUGGGCCUCAUGGUCUCAGGUGUCCUCACCGUACUCCCCUGCCUGGCCCCGACUGAGAAGCCACGGUCCUGCUCUGGGUUCGGAUGUGAGCCGGGAGCCCCUGUACGCUUUGGGCAGCAUGGCCUUCAGUGCUCUGGGAGCAGCCACACAGACCGCCAUCGCUGUGGGUAUCUCCCUGCUGGCUCUGACUGCUCUGCUGCUGGUUGCUAUGAUCUACAGCCGACAUCACCAACGAGACAAGGAAGCAGACGGGGCUGAAAAGCAGGAAGAGAGCAUCCUGUAUGUAAACGACUACUCAGAUGGUCCAACCACCUUUGCCCAAUUGGAAGAGUACCGUGAUGAACGCGGCCAUGAAAUGUACGUACUCAACAGAGCCAAGCCCGUGCUUCCUCCUGCUCCACAAACUGUUAUCUCCACCACUAACCUGGGUGGCCCUGCAACAUCUGACACCUCCAGCCACACCCUUUCUGUGGGGCCAGGACAGACCAUGAGUCCCACUCUAAUUCCCAACAAACAGCAGCAGCAGCAGGACAGCGACAUACGGACCAUGAGGAGAAUGGCAGGGGAAGGAGGCGAAGCGGAACCUGUGAUCCCGUCAGAGGCUGAAGGAAUGUUUCUUAACCACACAGGCCUGUUUCUGGAGUCUCAGAUUGCUUAUGAGAUUCACUGCUGAAGGAUGGUAUGAUGUUUCCAGCACUGUCCAAUACAUCUGAAGAAAUUCAGAAUGCCAAUUCUUUAAUCAGCCAAUAAGUGAUGGGGGUACUGUUCCAACCCGAGGAAUUCCCUUUCUACUCAUGCUGAUCAAACAUGACUGUCUGAUCUGACCAGAGAGGUUCAUGUUGCAGCUGGAGCUCCCAGUCUGCUCUACAUCUAAAACACCAAGACUUUUACAUUGGAAUUCAGUGGGUAGACUGACACUCAGGCUGAGGGAACUGGCCUCAGGUUUCUGCUGAGCAGCAUAGUUUAACCAUCCUGUGCAUGACCGUGAUAUCAGAAAUCUUUUUUUAAUUUGAAAAAAAAAAAAAAAAACAUGCACCAUGUUCGAACUUAAAUCCAUCCACUGGACAACUUUCAGCUCAUUGGCACUUUGAGACUAAUGAAAUCCUGUGAUUGAUUAACAUGCAAGAAACUUAAGAGUAAAAUAACUUUAGUUGAUAACUACAUUUGUUGAUUUAGUCACCACCAGGAAGUACAGUCAGGGUAGUUUGGCAACUAAAGAUCUUACAGGACAAUUCUUCCUUUCAGUCAGACUCUAAAGCUCCAGCCACAAUGAUCACACUUUAAUGAACUGUCGACUUCAAGACAUCUACAAUAAAACAGGGUUCUGUGGCAAAAAAGUGUGCUCACCUCCCCGAGGUUUUCCCAGAGCUGCCCGCUUCAAUCAGCUCUACAAGUUUGUUUCUGGAUGACGGUUUCAAGUCCAGAUAAAAGCAGGAUCCUGGGCAACAGGGUGAGCCUGGACGUAUGGAGUAUAUGAUGUGGAUCUGGUUAUUAUUAGAAGUUUCACACCAGAUUAAUCUGAUAUAUAUCCUCUAAAGAGUGUUCAGAAAGAAAAGUGUGAAUAAAGAACUGAAGAAGACAAUGAGAGUCUGAUAAGAUCUGCUUAACUGACCUCAUGUGUGUAUGUAUGUGUGAGAAAAGAGAAAGAGGAGGGGUGGAUCCAUCCAUCUGAAAAUUGAGGGAUGAGGAACUGUUCAGUCAGAGAAAAUGUCCUUCCCACUUUGAAAUAACUAUAGAGAGAAAUAACUUUUAAUUUGAUUAAAAACCAAAGUACCAAACUUUCCAUCAGCACUCAGCAUGUAUUUGUGGAACUGUAAGUAGUCUCAAAACUCACACAUGCAUUUUUACACUUCAAGCCACAUUCUCACACAGUCAUGUAUUUGGAGUGAAAUUAGUUUCAUAGUGGUUAUAAAUUCAUAUUUCAUUAUUUAAAUGUAUAAACCAUUUUCUGUGUAACUUUGGGUUCUUGUAAAUGUGUGUUUGAAUCCACACACAAAUAUUAAGCAGCAGUUUUUACCCUCCAUCUUACAGGUUUGAUAAAUAUUGUUUUCAAAAAGCUGUAGGUAAAUAAAGUAAGAAAGCAUAUG
Melanotaenia boesemani (Boeseman's rainbowfish) is the source of this 3869-nucleotide messenger RNA. RefSeq names its product leucine-rich repeat-containing protein 24-like. The transcript has 8 exons. The coding region runs from base 611 to 2455 and encodes 614 amino acids. Gene Ontology annotation, molecular function: protein binding. The record is from RefSeq and is a predicted model, not a curated record. Lineage: Eukaryota; Metazoa; Chordata; Actinopteri; Atheriniformes; Melanotaeniidae.